AUGAAUGAUUGGUGGGUAAAAAACAUUUGGGGAAAUGAUCAGUUCAAAUGGAGGGACAUUCCAUCUCAGGGUUUAUCUGGAGACUAUCCUUGUACAUACUGGGAGAGAUGGGAAUUUUGGAUAGAAUUAGAAGACUUGAUAGGUUGGGCCACAAAUCAUUGGGUGAUAACAGGAGAUUUUAAUGCAAUAAGAAGAAGAAGAGAAAGAAAUAAACCUGGAGGUUCAAGUAGAAAUAGCAGACUUUUUAAUGAAUAUAUGGAGGAGCAUGGAUUGAUUGAUUUACCACUGAAUGGAGGACAAUUUACAUGGUCAAAUAUGCAAGCUGACCCAUUGCUUUGCAGACUAGACAGAAUUCUGGUAACUCCACAAUUUGAAGGAAAGUUUCCUCUCUUAACUCAAACUUUUUUAUCUAGAACUUUAUCUGAUCAUUCACCACUUUUGUUAACUACUUCAAACAUCAACAGAAACAAACCACUAUUUAGAGUUGAAAGCUUUUGGUUUUCUCAUCCAGAAUUUUUAUCCAAUCUUCAACUUUGGUGGAAUGCUUUGAGUUUUACAGGUUCUCCAAGCUACAUAUUAUCCAAGAAAUUACAAAACUUCAAAUUUUUUCUCAAAAGAUGGAGCAGGGAGACUUAUGGACAGGUAGAGACAAAUAAAGAAGAACUGACAAGAAGCAUAAAUGCUCACAACAUGCUGGAGGAAAAUUCAGUUUUGUCAGAUCAGCAAUUCAGUGAAAGGGCAGAAUGGAGAGCAUCUUUGAAACAAAUCAAUUUGGACAAUGCAAGAAAAUGGUUAACAAGAGCUAAAACAAAACAUUUCAAAGAAGGUGAUGCAAAUACAAAAUACUUUCAUACUCUGGAAAAUGGAAGAAGAAGAAGAAGAAAUACAAUACAGAAAAUAGUAAUGGAGAAGACAAUUUUAAUCAAGAUAAUAUCAAAGAAGAACUAUCAAAUUAUUUCAUGA
Papaver somniferum (opium poppy) is the source of this 963-nucleotide messenger RNA. RefSeq lists its product as uncharacterized. The transcript is spliced from 2 exons. Lineage: Eukaryota; Viridiplantae; Streptophyta; Magnoliopsida; Ranunculales; Papaveraceae. The record is from RefSeq and is a predicted model, not a curated record. Gene Ontology annotation, molecular function: catalytic activity. The coding region runs from base 1 to 963 and encodes 320 amino acids.